AUCUCGUGGAGUCUCGCCAACAACGUAACUACGCGAGAAAACUCCGUCUCUUGAACCUCCAUUUUGAAAAUGACCGCAAAAUUAAAGAAAACACGGAAGCUUCGUGGUCAUGUCAGUCAUGGACAUGGACGUAUCGGGAAGCACCGAAAACAUCCUGGCGGUCGAGGUAAUGCAGGUGGACAGCAUCAUCACAGAAUAAACUUUGAUAAAUACCAUCCAGGUUAUUUUGGUAAAGUUGGUAUGCGUCACUUUCACUUGACGAAACAGAAAUAUUAUAAGCCAGCGAUAAAUCUUGACAAACUGUGGUCCCUUGUGAGUGAGCAGACAAGGAUGCAUUAUAAAGACAAAACAGACAAGGCACCUGUCAUUGAUUGUAUCAGAGCCGGUUACUACAAAGUUCUAGGAAAAGGACUCCUACCAAAACAACCAGUCAUCGUGAAAGCCAAGUUCUUCAGUCGAAGAGCAGAAGAAAAAAUCAAGAAAGUUGGUGGAUGCUGUGUUCUUGUGGCGUAAAAUCAUGUCAAACACUUGUAAUUACGAGAAAUAAAUAACCAGCUGUUUUUGAAAGUGGA
Messenger RNA from Saccoglossus kowalevskii, 572 nucleotides. Its product is annotated as large ribosomal subunit protein uL15-like. Gene Ontology annotation, cellular component: cytosolic large ribosomal subunit; ribosome. Gene Ontology annotation, biological process: translation. Gene Ontology annotation, molecular function: structural constituent of ribosome. Lineage: Eukaryota; Metazoa; Hemichordata; Enteropneusta; Harrimaniidae. The record is from RefSeq and is a predicted model, not a curated record.